CCUUUACAUAAUCUGGAAUAAACAGUUAAAUUACCAAAUGCCUCAUGUUCAAAGACAACAAAAAUUUUUCACCGUUAUAACACAUUUUUAACAUAAUUUUAAUAAGUGACCCUUUCUUCCAAGUGUCAACCAAGAAAGCAGCAAACUUUUAAUUGUUUAGCGGAUUGAUAGUUACAGUGUAAGUUGUAGGUUACUAUUUAGUCAAGACUUUAAUACACACUCGCUGGUAUUUUUUUAUUGCUUUUGAACAUCUGAUUAGAUUAGCUGGAACCAGCCAUUUCAUGGCUUCUUCCACACCGAAAAGAGCACCCAAGAAGGAAGCAACCAAUUACGCUCGACUGUGUCGUCUUUUAAUUGAUUUUGGCUGUCAGGCCCUGAGAGACACAUUUGAUAACAUACAUGCAUCAGCAAGACUUCAUGCAGUUUUGGCAGCAAAUAGGUCAACUUUACGAACACUGAGGAAGCAAAGAGUCCUCAAUGCAGUGCAAUGGAGCAAACUGUACCCUGCCAUAGCUACAUCAGCAUCAUUGGCAAACUUUGAUAUCACUCUUUUGAUAGUUCUCCUAAGGCAUAUCUGUGGGUUGGAACCUCCUACAACGACACAAUCAUGGGACAGAGCUCCCCCUACAACAGACAUGAGCCGUGAGGCUGAUAUAGUCCGUCUGAAAUGUUUCAGAAAUGACAUAUAUGGUCAUGCAGAGAAGGCUUCCAUUUCUGAUUUAGAGUUCAGUACUCUCUGGCAGAACAUCCAUGGCACUCUGGUAAGAUUAGGAGGACAAAGUUAUGAAAAAGAAAUUGACAGUCUUCAAGUUGAAUGCAUGGAGCCUGAAAUUGAGCAAUAUUAUACAGAGCUCCUUAAGGAAUGGAAAAAAGAUGAGGACAACAUUAAGUACAUGCUGAAUGAAGUUAAGAAUGAAGCUGGAAAUAUCAGCAGAAAGCUGGAUGAUUUUGCGACAACUAACACCUUUACACGAGGUCAGCUUGUCAGUUCCAGAUAUUAUAUUGUACACACGGACCAUCAAGAGUAUUCUUUUAGGUUAGGAAAUCUCAACCCACGGGAGAAAACACUGAACUCACAAUAGUGAGGAAUUUCAAUAAAGGCCAGGCACCUGCUGGCAAAUUGACUGGCUUUGCAGACAAUUUUGCCAGCCUGGGAAAGUUUUUUCAAAACGUUUUGCUUGCCUGUGAAAAGCAGUUGCCCUCCUGAUUAUUUACUUGAUACCCCAAGAUUAUUUACUUGAUGCCAUAAAGCUGGAGUUGAGCACCACUGCCGUGACCCUAGGCUCAUGCUAGGACAACAAUCGAUGCUGAGUGCAGUGCAGUAACCACUAGGGUGCUGCACCCUUAAAACAUUGCAAGGACAGUGCAAAUCAAUUUGUUUAUUCAAACUGGCUUUCUUACAAUAUAUUAUUCCUCAUCAAAGUCUUUAGGUCAACUGUUGUCAGGAUGGGAUUGUCCAACGUUGCUUUUAAAAUCGCCCACCCAGAUACAAGCUCCUGUUACAUGUCAAGUCCACCCACAAUCCCUUAUACAAAAAUAUAUGAGCCAGGGCUCAUAACCAGGAUUAUAUGGUAAUUAAUACAAGUUUUGAAUAAACAAACUGAAAAACAUGGACAUGACAGUAUCCUGCUUGCUGAAAGCAGCAGAAAACUAGUGAUUAAGACAGUUUUCAAGGGAAAGGUACUAG
Orbicella faveolata is the source of this 1687-nucleotide messenger RNA. Its product is annotated as E3 ubiquitin-protein ligase DZIP3-like. The record is from RefSeq and is a predicted model, not a curated record. Lineage: Eukaryota; Metazoa; Cnidaria; Anthozoa; Scleractinia; Merulinidae.